UUUUCCUCUCUCAAACGAGUCUCUCUCUUACCUACAACACACCUAACCAAUUUACAGACAGGGAUCUUCUUCCUCGUCUAGGCACACCAAUACGCCAUGUCUUCUUCUUCUUCUUCUCCCUUCGAUCUCAUGUCCGCCAUCUUCAAAGGAGAACCAGUGGACGUCUCCGACCCGGCCAAUGCCUCAGCUUACGAGUCAGUCGCCGCGGAACUAACCUCUAUGCUCAUCGAGAAUCGUAACUUCGCCAUGAUUAUAACCAUUUCAAUAGCAGUUCUCAUUGGCUGCAUCGUCCUGCUCGUCUGGCGAAGAUCCAGCGCCAGGAACUCCAAACCCGCCGAGCCGCUUAAGCCGUUAGUGAUCAAACCGCCUCGGGAGGAUGAGGUUGACGAUGGUCGGAAGAAAGUGACCAUCUUUUUCGGAACACAGACAGGAACUGCCGAAGGUUUUGCUAAGGCUUUAGGAGAAGAAGCUAGAGCAAGAUACGAGAAGACUAAAUUUAAGAUUGUUGAUUUGGAUGAUUACGCGGCUGAUGAUGAUGAGUACGAGGAGAAGUUAAAGAAGGAGGACGUGGCUUUCUUCUUCUUAGCCACAUACGGAGAUGGUGAGCCUACAGAUAAUGCAGCGAGAUUCUACAAAUGGUUCACCGAGGGGAGUGACAGAGGAGAAUGGCUUAAGAACUUGAAGUACGGUGUGUUUGGUUUAGGAAACAGACAAUACGAACAUUUUAAUAAGGUUGCCAAAGUUGUAGAUGACAUCCUUGUUGAACAAGGUGCACAGCGUCUUGUACAUGUUGGUCUUGGAGAUGAUGAUCAGUGUAUUGAAGAUGACUUUACCGCAUGGAGAGAAGCAUUGUGGCCUGAACUGGAUACAUUACUGAGGGAAGAAGGUGAUACAGCUGUUACACCAUACACUGCAGCUGUGUUAGAGUACAGAGUUUAUAUUCACAGCUCCGAAGAUGCCUUGAGUGAGAAACACUUUGCCAACGGGAAUGGUCACGUCGUGUUUGAUGCUCAACAUCCUUACAGAGCAAAUGUAGCUGUGAGAAGGGAGCUUCACACACCAGAGUCUGACCGUUCAUGCACACAUUUGGAGUUUGACAUUGCCGGAAGUGGACUGACGUAUGAAACUGGAGAUCAUGUUGGUGUGCUUUGUGACAAUUUAAACGAAACCGUAGAGGAAGCGCUUAGGUUGCUGGACAUGUCACCUGAUACUUAUUUCUCCCUUCACUCUGAUAAAGAAGACGGCACGCCAAUCAGCAGCUCUCUUCCUCCUCCAUUCCCUCCUUGCAACUUGAGAACAGCGCUUACACGAUAUGCAUGUCUUUUGAGUUCUCCUAAGAAGUCAGCUUUGGUUGCUUUGGCAGCACAUGCAUCUGAUCCUACAGAAGCAGAGCGAUUAAAACACCUUGCUUCCCCUGCUGGAAAGGAUGAAUAUUCAAAGUGGAUAGUAGAGAGUCAAAGAAGUCUCCUGGAGGUGAUGGCUGAGUUUCCUUCAGCCAAGCCGCCACUAGGUGUCUUCUUUGCUGCAGUCGCUCCGAGGUUGCAGCCUAGGUUCUAUUCAAUAUCAUCAUCUCCCAAGAUUGGUGAAACAAGAAUCCACGUCACAUGUGCACUUGUCUAUGAGAAGAUGCCAACAGGGAGGAUUCACAAGGGAGUGUGCUCCACUUGGAUGAAGAGUGCUGUGCCUUAUGAGAAGAGUGAAAACUGUUCCUCAGCGCCUAUAUUUGUGAGGCAAUCAAACUCCAAGCUUCCUACGGAUUCCAAGGUACCGAUCAUCAUGAUUGGUCCAGGGACUGGAUUGGCUCCAUUCAGAGGUUUCCUUCAAGAAAGGCUUGCGUUGGUGGAGUCUGGUGUUGAACUUGGACCAUCAGUUUUGUUCUUUGGAUGUAGAAACCGCAGAAUGGAUUUCAUCUACGAGGAAGAGCUUCAGCGGUUUCUUGAGAGUGGUGCACUCUCGGAGCUAAGCGUGGCCUUCUCUCGUGAAGGACCUACCAAAGAAUAUGUACAGCACAAGAUGAUGGACAAGGCUUGUGAUAUAUGGAGCAUGAUCUCUCAAGGAGGUUAUGUAUAUGUUUGUGGUGACGCCAAAGGCAUGGCAAGAGACGUUCACAGGUCUCUCCACACAAUAGCACAAGAACAGGGAUCAAUGGAUUCAACAAAAGCAGAGAGUUUUGUGAAGAACUUGCAAAUGAGUGGAAGAUAUCUCAGAGAUGUAUGGUAACCAAGCACACACUCAUUGUGUAUUAUAUUGUAUAUGUAUACGGCACAGAGAUGCCAUAUCAAGAUGAUCAUUAAGUUUGUGAUCGCAGACGAAAUGAGUUUCUAUUUUUCUUUUCAUAUAUUUUGACAAAUUCUUUUUUUUUUUAAACUCUUGUUAUAUACAAAUAAAAUUUGCAUUAGGUGUGAGAUGGUGUAUUUGUGGAACAGUUAAGUAUGUACCUAUGAUAUGAAUAUUUUAUGUGGCAAGAAACAUUUUAGGAAAAAUAUUA
Molecule: messenger RNA, 2488 nt
Organism: Brassica rapa (field mustard)
Lineage: Eukaryota; Viridiplantae; Streptophyta; Magnoliopsida; Brassicales; Brassicaceae
Product: NADPH--cytochrome P450 reductase 2
Cellular component (GO): cytosol
Molecular function (GO): FMN binding; NADPH-hemoprotein reductase activity; flavin adenine dinucleotide binding
Source: RefSeq, a predicted model, not a curated record